Pseudomyrmex gracilis is the source of this 2390-nucleotide messenger RNA. It is a transcript of the gene Fas1, whose product is annotated as fasciclin-1. Gene Ontology annotation, biological process: cell adhesion; extracellular matrix organization. Gene Ontology annotation, cellular component: extracellular matrix. The coding region runs from base 1 to 1959 and encodes 652 amino acids. Lineage: Eukaryota; Metazoa; Arthropoda; Insecta; Hymenoptera; Formicidae. The transcript has 15 exons. Gene Ontology annotation, molecular function: cell adhesion molecule binding. The record is from RefSeq and is a predicted model, not a curated record.
AUGUUCCAUUUUCUGUUGCAGUUUUAUCAGCUUCUGGAAGCUAGCCAAGUGGCCAAUACCACCCUCGCGUAUCGUCACGUGACCGUGUUCGCGCCCACCAAUCGAGCGUUCCAGAAAUACAGCGAAGGCAGCACGAAGAAUUUGGUUCUCUAUCAUAUGUCGAAUCAGCCCCUGAAGAUGGCGGAUCUUAGGGGCUCGAUAUCGUCCGAGCUCGAGGGCAAUCCGGUCCUGUGGAUCACAAGAAUACCGAGCAAAGCCCCCCACUCGCCGGACAAGAUUUUCAUCAACAACGCGCAGAUUCUUCCCGCCCAGAGCGACUUCCAGUCACGGCUUAAAUUGAGCGACGGCGAGAAGAUUCAGGUGCUUCACGUUAUAGACGAGGUGUUGGAGCCGGUGCGAUUCACCAAUCCGGAAUGGGCGGUUUACAACCCGAACGCCUUUGAGUUUCUGAAUCAGAGCGAGAAUAUCAAUUUGGGCGACCAUCGUGUACGUACUUUCCGACAGCGAGUGACUCUCACGAAGAAGGAGGCUGUCUUCAAGGCCGAGGGUCAUUUCACCUUCUUUAUACCCGUUGACGAGGGUUUCAAGCCGGAACCGAGGCCCGAGAAGAUUGACCACGUGGUGAUCGACGGGCACGUUGUGUCCGACCAGGUGCUCUUCACUGCGCCGACGCCGCACGACGUGCCGUACCCAACCCUCGUGUUUUCGGACAAUUUAAAAGUCACCGUCAGCAUUCAGAAGGAAAACAACAAAGUUUACGUGAGAUCGAACACGGUUGUGGGCGAUACCACUCAUCCGAUCGGAGCGGUGAUGGCAGAAAUAGUGAAGGGCAACAUUCCGGUUCGCAACGGCGUCGUUCACUUGAUACAACGGCCGCUGAUGGUCGUCGACACCACCGUGAAGGAUUUCCUGGAGUCCUUCAAGGGCAUCGAAAAGGAGGACGGACCGGUCUACAAGUUUUACGAGAUCAUUCGCGAUCACGGGGACGACAUCAUGGCCACCAUCAAUCAUCUGCGCGACGUCACCCUGUUCGCGCCCAAUAACGCCGCGCUGGAGCAGCCGAGCGUGAAGCCGAUUCUGCAGGACAAGAAGCGCAUCAAGGAGAUCCUCAAGCUGCACUUCGUCAAAGAGCGACUGCCACUCGACAAGAUCAAGGACAAGACCGGCAGCCAGUCCAAACCAAUGGGAAUGAGGCAACAGCUCGGGGUUGCGUCCGCCGCCGAGAGGAAAAAGCUCUACUUCAACGUGGUGCAGGCGCCGCAAGUGAAUCAAGUCGUUACCGUGGAGGGCGGCGGCGUGAACGCGACCAUCAUCACUCCGAACAUCGCCGCCACCAACGGAUUCGUUCAUAUAAUCGACAGGGUGCUCGGAGUGCCCUACACCACCGUGCUCGACAAACUCAGAUCCGACCCGAUGCUCAACUCGACCUACGUCCUGGGCCAACGACGCGGAUUCAACGAUCAGCUCAACGAAACGACGAAGCGAUUCACGUACUUCGCCCCGCGUGACAUGGCCUGGCGUACCGCGUCGACCAUGUACCCGUCGACCACUAAGAAACUCUUCAUGUCCGAGUUCAGUUAUCAUACAAAGCAGAUCCUGGAACGACAUCUCGUGAUAGCGGAUCAGGCGUUCACAAUGGCGAAACUGAAAGAGAUGAGCAACGACACCAUCCAGCUUCCGGCGGCCAGAGACACCCUCAAGCUUCGCGUCAAGGAGUUCAACGAAAAUGAGAAGUACGACGAAAACGCAAUCAGUCCAGAAACAUUCGUAUAUCAAGUGGAGUGGCAAGGCAAAUGGAUUCGAGUCUUUCGUCCGGACGUCGAGUGCACCAACGGCAUCAUUCACGUGAUCGACGGCGUGUUUCUGAAGGACAGUGACGUGCGGGUGACGGGCGGCGCGUCGCUAGCCACCGUCGCGCCCCAUCUGAUCAUGCUGCUGAUCGUCAAGUGGCAUCUGUAAAAUCUGACUCGCCAACACAAGCCGCGCGCAUCGUCUCGCAUCUCAUCCGGGGGGUGCGUGUAUGUAGCAAGUUUUUCUUGGGGCCGUCUCCGAUCGUCUCCUCGCGCGAGAAGAAGAGAAGCGGCGACGCGUAACCGCGCGAUCGAUCGUCCCGUUUUCGAUCGCGUCGCGGAAAGGACGCUCAUCGCACAGUGAACGAGGGGGGGAAAGGAAAUCGCGAGAGUCCGAAGAUCCCGGCGGGGCCCCCCGAGAAUCCGAAAAACCAAAGAAUCGAGGACAGUGUGACGGUAUCCGCGGGCGGCGAUGAUCGAAGGACGAAAAAAAAACGAGGAUGUCGAGGAGCCUCUUGCGGGUCUUCGGGAUUCGUUUGCGCGAACACGUGGCUCUAAAAAUAAUUGAAAAAAAAAAAAAAAAAAAAAAAAAAAAAAAAA